AUGACUGGUGAAAACAAGAGCUGCCCUUCAUUUUCAAUAGGGUAUGGAACUCCUGAUAGAUGCAGUCCGGAAAGCGACAGAUUAUCGGAUUCUGCCCCAAGUUUGAGUGUUCCAAGAAUUGCAGAAAGUACUACACAAUCGACUAGCUCUACAUAUGAUACUUCUGAGGCUAAGCGUGAGUCUCAAGGUUUUGUAGCUCCGUUGAGGGGAGAUGCACCAUGGAAUGUUCGAUUUCAAAAGACCGAAGAAAUCCUUGAGGAUGGUUUUUGCGAAGAGAAGCGAAGACUCGGCAUUGGGCGGCCUCAGAAAUUUGACAUUGUUUUCGAUCACUUCGGCUGUGUCAAAACGUCUAAUAUUUCGGUGGCUGCAAGCAUGAAUGUGAAUUGGGAGAUUGAUGUACACGUAAAUGUCCAAUAUAUUACAUCUGAACAGGGUGAAGGAAACCUACUGUCUGCGGCUGAGAGAAUUAGCCGCAGAGAUUAUGAUCUUAUUGGUUUUGCAGCAUUCGUGCCAGAGGCCGCCCCAUUGUAUACGACAUUCAGUUCCGUUGCGGGAAAAGUCUCACCCAAUAAGAGAAUUCAAUUGUUACAUGGGCGGCCUCAUGAAAUCGCACGAGCUUGCAUAUCAGACAACGAAAUUUACAUCGAUACGACCUAUUUUCACAGUAUAGUCCAAGGAUCUUGCGGAAACACAGAAAUCGAAAUCGAAGCUAUAACGCAGCUUAAUCACAAAUUAUCUACAUCUUCAAAUUAUUCUUCUACUUCUUCUUCAAUUUCCUCCUCCUCGCCUCACACGGCAUCACCUCGCUGGUCCCCGGACACGAAUCAGAGUCACGAUAGCCCUUCCCCACGCUCAUUCACGAAGUUGCCGCUCUUGUCACCGGAACAGGUACAGGAAAGUUCUAUUCCCACCUCCAGUAUCAGCUUUCAGUCAACUCCAGAACUUGCAUCACCUGCUUCUCAAUUUCUGGUUCAGGGUCAUCUCUUGGCUGUUCAACCAGCUGUGACGCAAGAGGCACUGGCAUCAAGCGAUCGUAUCUCAAUUGACGCUGUCCGCUUACCGACAACACCUGACAAUUCCUCCGGCAAACAAAGACCACUACAAACCCCGCCAGUCGCAGUAUUCGAUUCAAUUGCCAAGAGUGCCCAAAGGAGUUCUUACGUCGUUGUGAUUUGA
This is a messenger RNA of Botrytis fragariae, 1176 nucleotides long. RefSeq lists its product as uncharacterized. The record is from RefSeq and is a predicted model, not a curated record. The transcript is spliced from 5 exons. Lineage: Eukaryota; Fungi; Ascomycota; Leotiomycetes; Helotiales; Sclerotiniaceae. Bases 1 to 1176 code for a protein of 391 amino acids.